Messenger RNA from Phymastichus coffea, 1064 nucleotides. RefSeq names its product acyl-CoA Delta-9 desaturase-like. Lineage: Eukaryota; Metazoa; Arthropoda; Insecta; Hymenoptera; Eulophidae. The transcript is spliced from 5 exons. Gene Ontology annotation, cellular component: endoplasmic reticulum membrane. Bases 15 to 1064 code for a protein of 349 amino acids. The record is from RefSeq and is a predicted model, not a curated record. Gene Ontology annotation, biological process: unsaturated fatty acid biosynthetic process. Gene Ontology annotation, molecular function: stearoyl-CoA 9-desaturase activity; iron ion binding.
UUCAUCCAUAAAAAAUGACCUCAUCAAUGUUUCCAUUCGGUGUGCUUUUUGAAGCUGAUGAGUUUAAUAGCAAAUUGACAAAGCCAAUAAUUGAAAACAGGCAAGUCACCAAAAAGAAAUAUCAAGUCAAAUUGGUGUGGAGAAAUAUCAUAGGUCUAAUCUUUAUACACGCUUGCGCUUUGUACGGCCUUUAUUUGGCCUUCACAUCAGCGAAAAUGGCAACUAAUCUGUUUGCAAUCUUCCUCUUCGAAAUCACCGCAAUAGGAAUCACCGCUGGAGUGCAUAGGCUAUGGUCUCACCGAUCUUACAAAGCGAAAUGGCCUCUGAAACUAAUAUUAGUGUUCCUUAACAAUAUGGCUUUUCAGGGUCACAUUAUACUUUGGGCAAGAGAUCACAGAACACAUCACAAGUACAGCGACACAGACGCCGACCCACAUAACGCUAAUAGAGGAUUCUUUUUUGCACACAUCGGCUGGCUGUGCGUCCGCAAACACCCUGACGUGAUAGAAAAAGGAAAAGGCAUCGAUAUGAGUGAUUUGUAUGCCGAUCCCAUCCUUAGAUUCCAAAAAAUGUGCUACUACGAAGUAUUGAUGCCUCUUUGCUGCUACGUUCUGCCAACUGUGGUAGCAGUUUACGGUUGGAACGAAGGUUGGCCAAAUGCAUUCUUCAUUGCAGGCUUCUUACGCCAUGUGUGCAUGCUCCACAACACCUUCCUUGUAAACUCUGCUGCCCAUCUUUAUGGAUACAAGCCCUACGACAAGAAUAUCCUUCCGGUACAGAAUUUUACUGUCGCAAUAAUGGCAGUUGGGGAAGGAUGGCAUAACUAUCAUCAUACCUUUCCCUGGGACUACAAAGCAUCCGAAUUAAAAAAUUAUAGGGCCAAUUUCACAAACGCCUUCAUUGACUUUUUCGCUUGGAUAGGCUGGGCAUACGAUUUGAAAACUGUCUCACCAGAUAUUAUCAAGAAUCGAGUCCAAAGAACUGGUGACGGAAGCCACGAGCUUUGGGGCUGGGGUGAUAAAGAUAUAAGGAAAGAAGAUGAAGAUGCGACUAUUACAACUUGA